AUGGCGGACCCAUUCUCGGAGAAGGACGAGGUGGACCCGAAGAUCGUGCUAGCUAGGAAGAGGUUCUUGUUGAAGCACAAGGACAUCGAGGGCGUCGACCGGAAGAAGGAGCUGGAGGAGGCGGUCAAGAUUUGCGAGGAUGGUGCCCGCACGCACCUCUACUCGCACCUGUGCAAGACGCUGGGGCUCAAGGAGGACGCCGCGAAGGUCAAGGCGAUGAAGGAGGCGAACAAGAAGAAGGAGGAGGAGAUCGAGGAGAAGAAGAAGGAGGCGGAGGAGCGCGGCGGCGACACCGACAUGCGCGACGUGCAUCUCGCCCGCGCCGACUACCUGGCGAGCAUCGGAGACCUCAAGGGGGCGAUCGAGGCGUACAAGGUUCCGUCGAUGAAGUCCAUGUCCCUCGGGCAGCGCCUCGACAGCGUCUUCGCGGUGCUGCGCCUCGCGAUCGCCUACGACGACUGGCGCCUGGUGCGCGAGAAGCUGGACGACGCGCGCGCGCUGUUCGAGCAGGGCGCGGACUGGGAGCGCAAGAACCGCCUGAAGGUCUACGAGGCCGUGUACCUGCUCGCCGUCCGGCGCUACAAGCAGGCGUGCGCGCUCUUCCUGGACGCCGUCGCGACGUUCACGACGACCGAGCUCAUGACGUACCGGUCGUGCAUCCGGUACACCGUGCUCACCGCGCUCAUCUCGCUCCCGCGGCCGGAGCUCCGCGCCAAGGUCGUGGACUCCCCCGAGGUCCUGUCGGUCAUCGAGCACCUGAGUCCCCUGGGGGACUUGCUCAGCUCGUUCUACGGGUGCAAGUACGCCGACUUCUUCGUGGCGCUCGACAAGGUCACGCGCACGCUCGUCACCGACACGCUCCUCCACACGCACCACCGUUGGUACCUGCGCGAGAUCCGCGUCAAGGCAUUCCGGCAGUAUCUGGAGCCGUUCAAGAGCGUGCGGCUGGGGAGCAUGGCCGCGGCGUUCGGGCUGCCGGAGGACGACGUGGACCGCGAGCUCGCGGACCUGAUCGUCGCGGGGCGCGUGGCGUGCAAGAUUGACCGCGUGGCGGGGGUCGUGGAGACGUCGCGGCCCGACACGCAGAACGCGCUCUACCAGCGGUGCAUCCGGCAGGGCGACGCGCUGCUGAACCGCGUGCAGAAGCUCUCCAAGGUCAUCGACCUGGAGUGA
Pedinophyceae sp. YPF-701 is the source of this 1173-nucleotide messenger RNA. Lineage: Eukaryota; Viridiplantae; Chlorophyta; Pedinophyceae. The record is from the annotation of a GenBank genome assembly.